Messenger RNA from Gopherus evgoodei (Goodes thornscrub tortoise), 429 nucleotides. RefSeq names its product DNA-directed RNA polymerase II subunit RPB1-like. The coding region runs from base 1 to 429 and encodes 142 amino acids. The transcript is spliced from 2 exons. Lineage: Eukaryota; Metazoa; Chordata; Testudines; Testudinidae. The record is from RefSeq and is a predicted model, not a curated record.
AUGCCAGCCCGCUGCCACGACACGCUCACACCACGCUACCCCCCGAGCACUCGCCAGCCCGCAGCUACGACACGCUGCCAUGACACACUCACACCACACUACCUCCCAGAGCAGCACACGCCAGCCCGCCGCCACGACACGCUCACACCACGCUACCCCCCGAGCACUCGCCAGCCAGCAGCUACGACACGCUGCCAUGACACACUCACACCACACUACCUCCCAGAGCAGCACACGCCAGCCCGCUGCCAUGACACGCUCACACCAUGCUACCCCCUGGAGCAGCACACGCCAGCCCGCUGCCACAACAUGCUCAGACAGGCACCUCAAGGCAUUGCCUACCAGGCAGCCGAACCCUCACCAAUGGCGUGUGCAGGCUAUGCAGGGCCAACCUCCAGCCUCCCCACCCUGCCCACCGCUGCCUUAUAA